Capsaspora owczarzaki ATCC 30864 is the source of this 3536-nucleotide messenger RNA. RefSeq names its product small GTP-binding protein. Lineage: Eukaryota; Filasterea; Ministeriida; Capsasporidae. The coding region runs from base 63 to 3428 and encodes 1121 amino acids. The transcript has 8 exons. Gene Ontology annotation, molecular function: GTP binding; GTPase activity; protein binding. The record is from RefSeq and is a predicted model, not a curated record.
CUCACUCUUUCUGCAUUGUUGUGACGUAGGUUUGGUUUGUUCACCAAAUCUCAAAGUUUGCCAUGUCGCUGUCUUACGAGGCGAUGACGCCGAACCAGCGCAAGUGGUAUGAGAAAGUCAAGAAUGCGAGUGGUGAGCUCCGUUUAUGGGCUUAUUCUGAUGCUCCAAUGCAGGCAGUUGCUGAAGCACUCAAGGUGAACACAGCGCUCACCAAGCUCGACCUGCACUACCAUCUGAUUGGUGAUGCUGAAGCGCAAGCAAUUUCCGAAGCACUCAAGGUGAACACGACGCUCACCCAGCUUGACUUGAGCGACAAUCAAAUUCAUGAUGCUGGAGCCCAGGCAAUUGCAGAAGCACUCAAGGUGAACACGACCCUCACCCUGCUCGAUUUGAGCCACAACCCCGUUGGCGACGCUGGGGCUCUUUCCAUCUCAGAAGCACUCCGACAGAAUAAGACUUUGCAAAUUCUCGAUUUGGCGUACAAUCAGAUCGGUUAUGUGGAGGAAACGGUACUGCGCCACAGUAUCCAUCCAACCUUGCAAUUACACAUUGAUGACCAGCAGCGAUCUGGUGCUGUUCGAUGCCGGGAAGUCCGCGUGGUCGUGCUUGGCGAUCCUUCAGUCGGCAAGACUUCACUUGUUAGGGGAAUCGCCGACGGUUACGUGCGACAGGCGUUCUCCAAUAUAUUCAGCAUUGCCAAUUCCACCGAUGGUAUUGACAUUUCGACAGUCGUUCUGCGUGAAAAAGGCGAAUCCAUGAUUUUGAUCAUUUGGGAUUUCGCUGGUCAAGAAGUCUAUCUGGUUUCGCACCAGUUCUUUCUUCGAGAACGAACAGUCUACCUGGUCUUGUUUGACGUGCGUGAAGACUUAUCACUCCAUUCGCGCCUUGCCUUUUGGCUACGCAGCUUGCACGCUUGCGUUCCAAACGCCGAUAUCAUUCUUGUUGGAACCCACAUUGAUCAUCCGUCGUACACUUCGGAGCGGCAGCAAGAGCAAAAACAAAAUCUUGCCAAUCUGCUCAGCAGCCUGAAAAAAUCAAGUGUUUCGUUUAACGUGCGUUCGACCGUCUACAUUAACGCGCGGAACUCUACGGGGGCCCCGAGCAUGCCGGAACUCAAGAGUGCAUUGUUUCAAGCCGGACAAAACAUGCCGUUUUACAAUCGGCUGUUGGAUGGUCAAUACCUUGAGCUCAGAGACUUGCUCCGAAAGCGAGCCGAUCAGUUGGUCGCCCAGAACAAACCGCCUCUCUGUCGAUGGCAUGAAAUUGUCGAGCUUGGCCAGUCACUGCGUCUCAGCGGGCGAGCAAUCGAUGCGUUCAUGGAGCUCUUGCGUUUUCAAGGCUGGGUCGUUUUCCAUCGUCUCGCCAAUUCAGCUACCCAAGACACGUCCAAUGUUCCCGCGCUGCAACCUGCAACUCUCCUCGCUUCGAUGAACGACAUUGUCAUCUUGAACCCUCAAUGGUUCACGAAAACAGUCCUGACUGGAGUGAUUACGCAGAAACCUCAAGAUCGAUGGGUCACGGAUGGCAUUGUGACUCGAGAGAAUCUGCUUCGAAACGCUUGGAAGGGCAUCGAUUCUGCGAUUUGUGAUCAGUUUGUGCUGCUCCUUCAGCGAUACGAGCUUUUGUACAAGAUGAGCGAUGCCGAUCAGCCUGGAACCGAUUCUGCUUCAAGCGCAGGCACUCGCUAUGUCAUCCCUUCGUACCUACCAGCCUACAAAUCCGACCCUAGUAGAUGGUCUCUGAAGCCUGCAGCGGGCGAGCCGCAUGAAGUUGCCAUUGUGAUGGAGACCAAGUUUUUGCUGGAAGGAUUUUUCUCGAGGCUGGUUGUGCGCUUUCACGAGCGGAAAUUCCACUUGACGGCGUGGCGAGAUGCUGUUCUGGUCAAUUGCGGCGGUCCUCGAGCGCUCCUGCGUGCUCAUCGCAACGAUUCCAAUGUGCGCCUCGAGUUUACCGCUCGCGGGAAGCAUCCAGAGAGGCUGCUUCCAGCUCUGAUUGAGAUACUGGACAAGCUCAGCUCGGAUUGGUAUCCUGGAAUCUCGUGGAAAACCUACCUGCGCUGUCCCAUGCAUGAGCCCAAUGACAAAUCAUGCCUGUGGACACUACGACCUCAAGUUCGGGAUGCGGUUAUCAACGAUGAGCAACCUUUAUCUUGUUCGCACACGCACAUCACGUUUCCAAAGGAGGAAUGGCUUCCAGUUCUCAGCUCGCUUUUGCAACGUCGCUUGAAAGUGGUUUCGCAACCCACACCGGAGGAUAUCGAAGCGCUACGGCAACUCGAACCGCAACCGGCGCCGGCGAGCGAGAUCCAAACAGCAGCCACGCAAGUUGCAUCACUUGUCGCAGCUCAACUGAUUGCAUCUGGAAAGCAAACAUUGCAGGAAGUUGGUGCGGCAGCCAUCCAUUCUGUUCGCGAAGUCGAGAAGCAAGUGACUUCUUCUGGAGUGCAGCAGCUUCAAAGUAUUGCCGCUCAGUCAGCGCAGGACUUGCAGCGUUUCAAUAAGGCUUUGGAUGGCAUCAUUGGAUCAAUUCCCAAUGCAGUCCAAACUGAUCCUGUCGAGUUUGAUCGGCUGAUCCAGUCUACAGUUUUGAGGCGCAUCGAUGAGCUUGCCAACAGCUUGAUUUCCAGAUUUGACACAGCAGAAUCCCUGCAACAGGAGCAGAGAAACGAAAUCGCUCGUUUUUUCACGAGUCAAGUCCAAAUGCAGCUGGACUUGCUGGACAAACCAUGCCCGUUGUUGUUUGUCGUGAUGCCUCCGGCUGCGACCCGGAACUGGUGUUCCAAGCUCAAAGAACUUUACAAGUCACGCCACACUGCGCACCUGCUGUGUGCCCACAUGAAUUCCAACAACCAGCCAGAGUGGCAUCGUAUCGACAGUCAUCCUGGCUACGAAAUUGCCAAGUUUUCAAAGUGGCUGAAAAAAUAUGGUUCGCGUGUUCGCAGCCUGCUUGAGUUUGUGCGUCCGUUCUUGAAAGCAGCCAGCUUGGCUCCUGGUGGACCAGAUGUAACGGAUGCGGUUGAUUCAGCCAUUACUGCUUUGAAAGACCCGCUCGAAGGUUUGAACUACUUGCAAAGAUUGCUCGACCAUGCUGAUCAGCAAAAGAGCUCCAGCGCGAAAGGAAAGCAACCAGCGCCUGCAUCUGCUGCUUCCUCAGAAGUCACACACUCGUCCCAAGAGGCGGCAAGGGAAUGGGCUGCUUUCCUGUCCAAGAACGACGAGUACAAGUCCUUUGCCGGUUUGGAGCGAGCUGUUGUGCUCGACGGUGGUGAGGUUCGUUGGGUCUGUCCGACGCACGCGCAAGAGCCCAUCUAUCGCACCAGCUCCAUUUCGAGCAGCUCGUCCGCCGGGUCCUCUAGCAAUGCGCCAAGCAGCUCUUCCAGUGGCAAUGCUACACGCAAUUCCUCCGCGCCAUCCACUUCAACACCGUGAUGCAAGCACGUCGUGUUUUGUUUUCACUCGCCGUCAAGAUUGUGCUUUCAUGUCUGUUUCUUUUCAAUUGUGUGCAUGCGUUGAUGUUCAAUACAAAUUUGAUCCUUU